AUGGCGGGAGGAAUGAAAGUGGCGGUCUCUUUGGCAGUUGGUCCGGCACUCUGGGGCUUGGAAUUUGGGGGCAGCGGGGCAGUUCGGCUGCUUCUGGUCCUCUCCGGUUGCUUGGUCUGCGGCGCAGCUGGAACUGGUGUACGUGUGGUCAUGCUUCAGGAAUCUAAAGUUUAUUAUAGUACCAGCCAAGAGUUCUGUUAUAAAAAUGUGCUUGUCCCGAAGUGGCAUGAUAUAUGGACACGCAUACAGAUCCGAGUAAACAGUUCAAAAUUGUUACGAGUCAUCCAGGUGGACGAUGAGGAGAAACUGAAGGAACUAGACCAAAGCCAAAUAUUCUACUAUUCCACUGGAAUGAGUAUAGGAAUUGUGGCCUCUCUACUAAUCAUUAUUUUUCUACUGUCCAAGUUCAUGCCUAAGAAAAGUUCCAUUUACGUCAUCCUAGUGGGAGGCUGGUCCUUUUCUCUGUACCUCAUUCAACUAGUUUUUAAAAAUUUACAAGAGAUUUGGAAGUGUUACUGGCAGUAUCUUUUAAGCUACAUCUUCACAGUUGGAUUCAUGAGUUUUGCAGUGUGUUACAAGUAUGGGCCCUUGGAGAAUGAACGAAGUAUCAACCUUCUGACCUGGGCCCUGCAGCUAAUGGGUCUGUGUCUCAUGUAUUCUGGUAUCCAGAUACCACACAUUGCCUUUGGCAUUAUCAUCAUUUCACUGUGCACCAAGAACCUGGAGUAUCCUCUUCAGUGGCUGUACAUCACCUACAGAAAGAUGUGUAAGACAACAGAAAAGCCUGUCCCCCCUCGCCUUCUGACAGAAGAAGAGUAUCGGAUACAAGGAGAGGUGGAGACCCGGAAGGCUUUACAAGAGCUUCGAGAAUUUUGUCACAGCCCAGACUGCUCAGCUUGGAAGACUGUGUCUCGAAUUCAGUCUCCAAAAAGAUUUGCUGACUUUGUGGAAGGCUCCUACCACCUCACACCAAAUGAAGUUUCUGUCCACGAGCAGGAAUAUGGAUUAGGGAGUGUGUUUGCCCAGAAUGAACUCUUUGAGGACACAUCCUCUGAGGAGGAGGGCUCAGAUCGUUGGCCUGUCCUUGUCACACAGAACAACUUUUCGGCUUAG
This is a messenger RNA of Elephantulus edwardii (Cape elephant shrew), 1113 nucleotides long. It is a transcript of the gene NEMP1, whose product is annotated as transmembrane protein 194A. The record is from RefSeq and is a predicted model, not a curated record. The transcript has 8 exons. The coding region runs from base 1 to 1113 and encodes 370 amino acids. Gene Ontology annotation, cellular component: nuclear envelope. Lineage: Eukaryota; Metazoa; Chordata; Mammalia; Macroscelidea; Macroscelididae.